This is a messenger RNA of Linum tenue, 2392 nucleotides long. Lineage: Eukaryota; Viridiplantae; Streptophyta; Magnoliopsida; Malpighiales; Linaceae. The record is from the annotation of a GenBank genome assembly.
GUUCCGGAUCUGCUUCUCAUUAUGUGCGCGCUCAAAUGGAUAUUGCGUCAGAUGCGAGGAAGGUAAAGUAAUAUUAGGAAGCGGAAUUACGACAGAGGAAGGCUCUUCCUCAAUCAGAAGGGAAAGAGAUGGACAUGAAAGUUGAAGAAAAUUCCCGAGAAAGAAUCUAAUCUCCCACUAGUGUACAGUUUGGCACAGCUCAACUCUUAACCAAGACAAUCUUCCUCUACAGCAAUCGUAUCUUUAAGCUAAGUCAAGCUCAAGUUGACCCUUUAGCUCUCCCAAAAAGAAGAGAACCGAUAGUCUCUCAUUUCUCCCACCAACCGCCUAAGCCCUCUACGGCUCUACCGAACAGAAAGAGGGUUUGGUCACAAGUCAUCUCUCAAUCUUCCCUCUCAGAUCCGAAGCAAUUCCCAACUCAACGACCCAGUUGUUAUUGAACUAUACAGUGAACUGGGUCUUUGAUUUUUAUCGAGCUGGUCAACGAGUUCACCGCUCAAUUGGGUUCCCAUGGUUCGAUUUUGUCCAGGUUGUUGCAUUAUGUUAAUCCCAGCAUUGUCUUGAAGAUAGGAAGUGGUGGAAAGAGAUAGUUAACAAGAUGAGGAUGAGGAACAAAUGCAGGAAACCAACUUCUGUUGCUUUCCCUUGCAAUGCAGGAGGGAGCAGAUGCUCAUUAUCUGUCCUGGUUUGGAGUUUAGUUGGGUUGCUUCUUUUCCUUCAUCUCUACUCCUCGCUUAUGGCCCGCAACAAUGGUGGUGGUAAAGUUGCACAUGUCCAAUUCCGUGCAAUUCAUCACCAGCUCUUCCGUGAACUUGAGGAAGUGGAAGAAGAGAAUAUACAGAUUCCUCCACCAAGGGGGAAGAGAUCCCCACGGGCUACAAAACGAAGGCCUAAUAAAAAGACAACCACCCUGAUUGAUGAGUUCCUAGAUGAAAACUCCCAACUCCGACAUGUAUUUUUCCCAGGGAUGAAGACUGCUGUGGAUCCUAUGAAGGAUAAUGGCAAUGCGAGCUCGUCCUAUUAUUAUCCUGGGAGGAUUUGGUUGGAUACUGAAGGAAAUCCUAUUCAAGCUCAUGGAGGAGGCAUUUUAUAUGACGAGAGAUCAAACACAUAUUAUUGGUAUGGAGAGUAUAAAGAGGGACCCACCUACCAUGCUCACAAAAAAGGAGCCGCCCGGGUUGAUAUCAUUGGAGUUGGCUGUUACUCUUCUAAGGACCUAUGGACAUGGAAGAAUGAGGGCAUUGUACUGCAAGGAGAAGAGACCGAUGAAACCCAUGACCUCUUCAAGGCAAAUGUACUGGAGAGGCCUAAAGUAAUCUACAACGGGAGAACUGGGAAAUACGUUAUGUGGAUGCAUGUCGAUGAUGCCAACUAUACCAAAGCUUCAGUCGGCAUUGCUGUGAGCGAUUAUCCUACUGGUCCUUUUGACUAUCUAGGCAGCAAAAGACCCCAUGGCUAUGACAGCAGAGACAUGACUUUGUUUAAAGACGAUGAUAGCGUAGCAUAUCUUGUGUAUUCUUCCGAGGACAACAGCGAACUUCACAUAGGCCCACUUGCAGCAGAUUAUCUCGACGUUACCCCUGUGGUGAGAAGGAUCCUCAUCGGCCAGCACAGGGAAGCUCCAGCACUGUUUAAGCAUGAGGGAACUUACUACAUGAUCACCUCAGGGUGUACUGGCUGGGCUCCAAAUGAGGCUCUGGCACAUGCAGCUGAGUCCAUGAUGGGCCCUUGGGAAACCAUGGGUAACCCAUGCGUUGGUGGGAACAAACUGUUCCGCCUUGCGACAUUCUUUUCUCAAAGCACGUUCGUGAUUCCGAUAAGGGGGCUUCCCGGUUCUUUCAUUUUCAUGGCGGAUAGGUGGAAUCCAGCUGAUCUAAGGGACUCCAGGUACGUGUGGCUACCAUUGAUAGUCGGAGGGCCUGCAGAUCAACCACUUGACUACAAUUUUGGGUUCCCUUUGUGGUCGAGAGUGUCAAUCUAUUGGCACAGGAAGUGGCGACUGCCCACUGGUUUGAGUGAGUUGAAAUGACGGCCUUAAUACUUCCUCCUGUAUCAUAUCUACUGCUUGAUCUUGGGUUUUCUUCUUUCUUUCUAUUCAUUUUUUUUCCCGUUCAACUAGGUUCACUGUUUUGUAACUUCUCAUAUCAGGAUCCUGCUUUAGUCAUAGAGAUAAAAUAACUCCCCCUGUUUAGAGAUCAUGUUAAUAGCAUUAGGUUGUAAGGCGUGAAACACCGUGGAGAAUGCAUGAUGUAUGUAGCAGGGUACAGAUAAAUUUCAUGGUAUUUCUUUUACCCGAGUUUGAGGGCCCUGGAUGCUGCGAAUUUGAGCAUGAUUGAUGACUGUGGUAUAUCUACUUGCUGGUUUUCUCUCUUUAUGAAACCUGCAUCUGUGC